Acinonyx jubatus (cheetah) is the source of this 2855-nucleotide messenger RNA. It is a transcript of the gene PLEKHG6, whose product is annotated as pleckstrin homology and RhoGEF domain containing G6. The transcript has 16 exons. Bases 577 to 2631 code for a protein of 684 amino acids. Lineage: Eukaryota; Metazoa; Chordata; Mammalia; Carnivora; Felidae. Gene Ontology annotation, molecular function: GTPase activator activity; guanyl-nucleotide exchange factor activity. The record is from RefSeq and is a predicted model, not a curated record.
CCCGGGCCCCUGUACCCCUUCUACUGGCAGUCCCACUCCCCUGCCCAGUUAAAGGAGGAAGAUAAGGCUGGGGGAGGAGGGGAAAGCCGGCCACUCGCUGCACCUGAAAGCCAGGUGGGCGCCAAAGAUCACUCGGUCCUUACCGUCGCCACCGCCUGCCGCGACGCCCAGCCUCGCAUUUAUGCCUCAUUACUCUGGCGCCUCGCAGGGGUCUGGCCGGGAGAGCAGGGCCGGAGGGUGGCGCGCGGUUCCAAGUUGCGCACAGUCCGGGAAGCUGAUGAUGGUCCCCUCCAAGGACUUGUGGCCUCCCGCAUUGAGACUUAUGGGGGCCGGCAUCGGGCCACCACCCAGAAUCCUGCUGGCAGUCUCUAUCCCCGAGGAGGGCCUGUGCUGGAUCCCAGUCGCCGACGCUUCCAAGACUACGUCCCCUUUGCCAAGGGUUCCGGCCAGGUCCGAGGCCUGUCUCCCCUGAAGUUGCGAGAGCCAGAGCAUGAGAAGAGGCAUGGAGGCUAUUUGGGGGCUGGCCCACCACACUCCCCCAAACUCAAGGAAGUCCCCAAGGCCCAACAACUGGAGAUGAGGCUGCAUACAUUCAGCAUGUUUGGGAUGCCCCGCCUGCCCCCUGAGGACCGUCAGCACUGGGAGAUAGGAGAGGGCACUGACAGUGGCCUGGUCAUUGAGAAGUCCUGGAAGGAGCUGGUGCCUGGGCACAAGGAGAUGAGCCGGGAGCUUUGCCACCAACAGGAAGCACUGUGGGAGCUGCUGACCACCGAGCUGAUCUAUGUGCGGAAGCUCAAAAUCAUGACCGACCUCCUGGCCGCCGGCCUGCUGAACUUGCAGCGAGUGGGGCUCCUGACCGAGGUAUCAGCUGAGACCCUGUUUGGAAAUGUCCCCAGCCUGAUUCGAGUCCACAAGAGAUUUUGGGAAGAGGUGCUGGGGCCCACCCUGGGGGAGGCUCGAGCCUCAGGCCAGCCUCUGGACCCUGUCAGUCUACAAGACGGCUUCUUGACGUUCAGCCAGCGGUUCCAGCCCUAUGUCCAAUACUGCCUGCAAGUGAAGCAGACCAUGGCCUAUGCCCAGGAACAGCAAGACAACAAUCCUCUCUUCCAUUCCUUUGUGCAGUGGUGUGAGAAGCACAAGCGCUCGGGGAGGCAGAUGCUGGGUGACCUACUCAUCAAGCCCCACCAGCGCAUCACCAAGUACCCGCUGCUGCUCCAGGCUGUGCUUAAGAGGAGCCCUGAGGCACAUGCCCGGGAGGGCCUGAGCGCCAUGAUUGCCGCUGUGGAGUCAUUCCUGCGAUACGUCAAUAAACAGGUGCGCCAAGGGGAAGAGCAGGAGAGCUUGGUGGCUGCAGCCCAACGCAUUGGGCCCUACGAAGUGCUGGAGCCAUCCAGCGAGGAGGUGGAGAAGAACCUGCGUCCAUUCUGCACCCUGGACCUGAUGUCGCCCAUGCUGGGGGUCGCUCCCGAGCACACCAGGCAGCUGCUGCUGGAGGGACCCGUGCGAGUGAAGGAGGGGCGAGAAGGGAAGCUGGAUGUGCACCUGUUCCUCUUCUCUGAUGUGCUGCUGGUGACCAAGCCCCAACGCAAGGCAGACAAAGCCAAGGUUAUCCGUCCCCCACUCAUGCUGGAGAAGCUUGUGUGCCGACCACUCCGAGACCCUAACAGCUUCCUGGUGAUCCAUCUCACUGAAUUCCAGUGCGUCUCCAGUGCCCUCGUUGUGCACUGUCCCAAUGCUGCAGACCGUGCCCGGUGGCUAGAGAAGACCCAGAAGGCCCAGAUCACCCUGCAAAAGCUGAAGACAGAGGAGUAUGUCCAACAGAAGAGGGAGCUCCUAGCUCUCUAUCGGAACCAGGACCGGGAGGCCCCACGCACCAGGCCCUCCUCACCUUCCCCGGAGGACUCUCAGAGCAGCGCAGAGGGGAGGACUCCAGAGUUCUCAACCGUCAUCCCCCAGCUGGUGGUGACAGAAGACGUGGAUGAAGAGCCUCUGUUGGUACCAGAUGAUACUUCAGACUCUGGCUAUGGGACCCUGAUCCCAGGCUCCCCCGAGGGGCCCCAUUCUGUGAGCCGUCUAGGCCCACAGGCCCUUCGGCGUGACCCUCGUCUCACCUUCUCCACCCUGGACCUCCGAGAUGUUCCUUUGCGCCCUCAACCUCCCAACGCCCAAGCCCCCCAACGCCAAAGCGCCCCUGAACUGCCAGGGGAAGGUAUCCGAAGAGGAAGCAGCCUUCCCAGGCGAGAUCCACCAACCUGGUCUGAAGAAGAAGACGGGACCUCAGUAGAUGGGAAUGUGGUAGCAGAAACGCUGUAUAGGGCCCGACUUCGGAGACAGCUCCCCCCAUCCCCAACCCACACUGACUCUGCUGGGGAAAGCCCCUGGGAGUCCUCAGGGGAUGAAGAAGAAGGGCCCCUCUUCCUGAGACCUGACUGCACCCCCUCCCCUCGCCCUCUCCGGGCUGAGGACAUGCUCAGAGAGAUCCGGGAAGAACUGGCCAGCCAGAGGAUUGAGGGCAUCCCCGAGCCUCAGAGGAACAACAGCCCUCAGAAGCUGACCCGGGUCCAACUGCGGAGAAUGCGUGGGCCCCACAUCAUUCAGCUGGACACCCCCCUGUCCACAUCAGAGGUGUGAGGAACACUCAGGACCUUUGGCAUUUCUCCCGGAGGAAAUCUCUCCCCACGAGUGCUGGCCACCACCCCACCCCUGGACUCUACCUCAAGGACCACACUUCCCAAUAAGAAGCCUGGCCCCGGGCACCAUGCCCUUCCUGCUCUGAGGGCUUUGGGAUCAAGUGCUGUACAUUUUUGUACCACAGACAUACCAGAGCCCCACAUAAAAGUUGUACAUAAAAAUGA